AUGGAAACCAAAAAAAUUAAUACAAUUGUCUCCUGGUGGGCAAUAUUGUUUUCCAUGCUUGGAGCUCAAGGAUCGUCAUUCAAUGACUCAGAGAAAUCCAUACGUUCUGCAAAAUCGAAGGAGAUACAAACAUAUAUAAAUGAAAAUGUGGAUCCAUGUACGGAUUUCUAUGAGUUUGCUUGUGGUAAUUGGAAAACAUUAAAUCGAGCUAAUGAAACGGAGCCGAGGACAAGCUUUUUCCUGAAUGUUAAUAAGGAAUUUGAAAAUAAAUUGAAGGGAAUUUUGGACAACAGUAAUGAAGAGGACUUCAAUGAAAAUGAAAAGAAAGUGCAACAGUUUCACAAAUCGUGCUUGCAAAGGGAGCGGGAGCAAGCUGAGGAAUCCUAUAGGAACCAAUUGAAGGAAAUUAUAAAUGAAUUUGGAAAAAUGCCGGUACUGGAAGGAGGGGAAUGGAAUCAGGACGAGUUCAAUUGGUUGGAAACUAUUUCGAACAUUUCUUAUAAAUAUGGCAUCAAUAUUAUUUUUGGCUAUGAGAUAAUACGAAAUCCAAAAAAUGUUUCCAUUAACACUUUGGUGCUGCAACAUCAAAAGUUUGAGUUUCCAUUGGCAUUAUAUGGAACAGAUGCCCUGGAGAAUUUGUGGAGGAAAUAUCACACAAAGGUCUCUGAAAAUUUAAAGAAAUAUUUUAAUUUCGAUCAGAACUUAGCCGAUGUAACAGCUAAAGAAAUUCUAAAUUUUGAAGCCGAGCUAGCCAAAGGAGGAGCCAACAAUCGUUAUGGACCCGACGAAUAUUGGAGUGAAACAACUAUAAAUAAAUUGCAUCGAAAAUAUAUGCCCGAUUUGGAUAUGAAGCAAUAUUUUCAAAUGGCAUUUGGUUCGAUACCCGAAGAGGUUAUUAUUGAAAGAAAUGAGGCAUAUCAAUAUAAUUUGGUGGAAGUCAUAAAACGUACACCUAAAAGGAUAAUUGCAAAUUAUAUUUUUUAUAAUCUUGUAAAUCAUUAUGGAACCAAGGACUCAGAUUGCAUUGGAGAGACUCGAAAACAUUUUCGCAAUCUCUUGGAAAAUUUGUGGUAUAAACGCAACGAUUUAGAGGAAAUUGAAAAAUCGGUGUAUAAUAUGUUCGAAGACCUAUUAUCGGUGUUUAAUCGCACCCUAAUAUCCAAGAAAUUCAAAUGGGUAAAUCCUCGUGUACGCCGCUAUACCAUUGAAAAAUUAAAUGUUUUGGCCAUUAAUAUUUACAAUUAUGAGAAUGUAAAUUUCACCCAGGAAUAUGGAGAAUUGAAAAUUAAACCCACCGACUAUUUUGAAAAUUUGAAAAAUAUUUACACCAUCCAAAGUCGUAAAAAUCGUGAAAAAUUUAAUCAACUCUCCUCACCUUACUAUGAUCCUGCCAACAUGCCUCUGGGACCCAAAUACAUACGCCAAGAAAAUCGCAUACUCAUACCCCUGGCCGUGCUGCAACCUCACCUCUUCCGUUCAACAAUCUAUCCAUUAGCAGUAAAUUUUGGCCAAUUGGGUUUCCAUAUGGCCCAUGCCAUUGUACAUGCCUUCGAUGAUGAAUCACGUUAUGCAGAUAAAUAUGGCAAUGAGGUGGAUUGGUGGGAUCAUCGUUCGAAAGUAUUUUUCAAUGAUCGCACGGAAUGUUUUCGCCAACAAUAUCAGCGAUACACCUAUGCUGAUCAUCCCUGGCCAGAUAGUGUUGUACAAUCGGAAAAUAUUGCCGAUAAUGGUGGAAUACGGUUAGCCUAUCAAUCCUAUAAGACAUGGUAUGAGUACACAUUUCGUCCGCAGAAUAAUUUGGAUCAGGAACAGCUGCCAGAUUUAAAAUAUAAAAAUAAGAAAUUAUUCUUCAUUUCCUAUGCACAAACUCUAUGUGCGGAUAUUCAUUCUGAUUAUGCUGCUAUUGUUUUGGAUGCCGAAUAUAAUCCACCAGAGAGUGUGCGAGUACGCGGAGCACUGUCAAAUCUUGAAGAAUUUUCUCAAGUUUUUAGGUGUCCUCGUGGUAGUCCGAUGAAUCCUGAGGAUAAAUGCGGUAGUCGCCAUCACAAGGACAACAAGCGGCAAACAACAGCAGCAAUGGCAAUAGUAGCCAUGAACCUCAAAAAUCGACAACAACAACAGGAACAACACAGCAAUUCUGUUCGAUAA
Molecule: messenger RNA, 2148 nt
Organism: Musca vetustissima
Lineage: Eukaryota; Metazoa; Arthropoda; Insecta; Diptera; Muscidae
Product: neprilysin-4-like
Exons: 2
Coding region: 1-2148 (715 amino acids)
Biological process (GO): protein processing
Cellular component (GO): plasma membrane
Molecular function (GO): metalloendopeptidase activity
Source: RefSeq, a predicted model, not a curated record